Molecule: messenger RNA, 677 nt
Organism: Aspergillus ibericus CBS 121593
Lineage: Eukaryota; Fungi; Ascomycota; Eurotiomycetes; Eurotiales; Aspergillaceae
Exons: 1
Coding region: 19-252 (77 amino acids)
Source: RefSeq, a predicted model, not a curated record
GAAACUCAAUCACUGCCUAUGGCGGGGGACUGUCUCAGAGACCAGAGCCCAAAGACUGCUUUGCGCUGCGCUGUUGUCUCUCUGACUCUCUCGUGGUCGCGGGCAAGACUCGGCGGUUGGAACACGCAAUCCCACUCCCUCUCGAGUCAGAGUCAGAGACAGUUUCCCGUUGGUUCCGCAGCGCUGCCUACACUGGACUACAGCAUCGACCGUGGAAUGCAAUGGAUCGCAAGGAUCCUCGACUUAGAUUAGACAAUAUCGAGAUGAUACUAGGGAUCGCAAUCUGGAGCUACUACACCGGAGAGCCUCCCAAACCCACGGAUUCUCAAGGACUAGCCAUGUGAACCUGGGACCGCGGCAAAACCCAGCUGCCUGGACCGGACGAGGAGAUUAAUUACUGUGGCCAGGUCAUCUAAUAUGCUACGAGAGGCAAUCUAAUAGAAGUAGGCUAUAUGGGCCGGAAGGAUGGAGAUGCUGACCAGCCACGCCAGUGACUAAGACCCAAGGCCACAGGGCUCAUGCCUUCUGCGCAGGAGCCGACGGAUGAGGGGCUGAGGCCUGGUCUAAUUGGUCGACGAGCGGGGAGGGAAGGAGCUUCGCUACCACGAGACACUUUAGCCGUCUCGUUUAUUAAAGUUUGGGGCCACUGGGGAAUCGCACAUGGAACUGGGUCAGGU